Molecule: messenger RNA, 1210 nt
Organism: Lemur catta (Ring-tailed lemur)
Lineage: Eukaryota; Metazoa; Chordata; Mammalia; Primates; Lemuridae
Gene: TST
Product: thiosulfate sulfurtransferase
Exons: 3
Coding region: 32-1042 (336 amino acids)
Biological process (GO): transsulfuration
Cellular component (GO): mitochondrion
Molecular function (GO): thiosulfate-cyanide sulfurtransferase activity
Source: RefSeq, a predicted model, not a curated record
GGCGCGGGGUCCCCCCUCGGACGGCGGCGCGAUGGUGCAGGCCGCCCGGGGAGCCGUGAGCUCGGGGUUUGAACCCGCCAACUUCUCCAGCGGGCCGGGGCGAGCGCCAGCGCGGCGGCCAGGGCGAGUGACACGCAGAGCGGAAACCAUGGUUCAUCAGGUGCUCUACCGGGCGCUGGUCUCCACCAGGUGGCUGGCGGAGUCUGUCCGGACUGGCAAGCUGGGGCCCGGCCUGCGGGUGCUGGACGCAUCCUGGUACUCACCGGGCACGCGCAACGCCCGCAAGGAGUACCUAGAGCGCCAUGUGCCUGGCGCAUCUUUCUUUGACAUAGAGGAGUGCCGGGACACGGCGUCGCCCUACGAGAUGAUGCUGCCCAGCGAGGCGAGCUUCGCCGACUACGUGGGCCGCCUGGGCAUAAGCAACCACACGCACGUGGUGGUGUAUGAUGGUGACAACCUGGGCAGCUUCUAUGCUCCGCGGGUCUGGUGGAUGUUCCGUGUGUUUGGCCACCGUACAGUGUCAGUGCUCAAUGGUGGCUUCCGGAACUGGCUGAAGGAGGGCCACCCGGUGACAUCUGAGCCCUCACACCCGGAGCCGGCCAUCUUCAAAGCCACACUGGACCGCUCCCUGCUCAAGACCUAUGAGCAGGUGCUGGAGAACCUUGAAUCUAAGAGGUUCCGGCUGGUGGAUUCACGGUCCCAAGGGCGGUACCUGGGCACCGAGCCGGAGCCGGAUGCAGUAGGGCUAGACUCGGGCCACAUCCGCGGCUCAGUCAACAUGCCAUUCAUGGACUUCCUGACUGAGGACGGCUUCGAGAAGAGCCCAGAGGAGCUCCGUGCUCUGUUCCAGGACAAGAAGGUGGAUCUCUCGCAGCCCCUCAUUGCCACGUGCCGCAAGGGGGUCACCGCCUGCCACAUUGCCCUGGCAGCCUACCUCUGCGGCAAGCCCGACGUGGCCGUUUACGACGGCUCCUGGUCCGAGUGGUUCCGCCGGGCUCCGCCAGAGACCCGUGUGUCCCAGGGGAAGGGCGGGAAGGCCUGAGCCAUGACCUCUCUCCUGCUCACCGUAACUGCAGCCGGUUUAGUGACCCCGGCACGACCUGCAGCUGGUUCGUACCUGUUAGAUGAAGGAGAUUGACAUGUUUUUAGAAUUGCUGUGCAAAGUUCACCCUUUCCCUGUCAACACUGAAAUAAACUUUGCCUUUUCUGA